CGUACUCUGAAAUUGAAAUGGAGAGUGCUUCUCUGCUUCUUCUCACCACCCUGUUGGCCUUUGCAUUCAAGGCCUCCGUUGCUCAAUGGACGCCUGCAUUUGCGACAUUUUACGGCGGCAGCGACGCGUCGGACACCAUGGGUGGUGCGUGCGGGUACGGGAACUUGUACAAUGCCGGGUACGGGGUUAAUUCGGCUGCGUUGAGCACGGCGCUCUUCAACAACGGCGCGUCGUGCGGCAUGUGCUUCACAAUCACCUGCGAUGCUAGCAAGACGCAGUCGUGCAAACAGGGCACGUCCAUCACCAUCACGGCCACCAACUUCUGCCCGCCCAACUACGCCCUGGCCAGCGACAACGGCGGAUGGUGCAACCCGCCGCGGCAACACUUCGACAUGUCGCAACCCGCGUGGGAGACCAUCGCCGUCUACCAAGCCGGCAUUGUGCCCGUCAACUACAGGAGGGUUCCCUGCCAGAGGAAUGGGGGCAUGAGGUUCACCGUUAACGGGAACGACUACUUUGAGCUCGUGACGGUGGCAAAUGUCGGCGGUAGCGGCGUGGUGUCCCAAAUGUGGAUAAAGGGGUCCAAGACUGACUGGAUGGUAAUGAGCAGGAACUGGGGUGCCAGCUGGCAGAGCAAUGCUUACCUCAACGGCCAGAGCCUUUCCUUCAAGGUACAGACCGACGACGGCCGGGUCGUCACGGCCGACAAUGUUGCGCCGUACAACUGGUGGUUUGGUGGCACCUACACUUCGUGGCAGCAGUUCUAACAUCUUGCGAGGUUGAUGAUUUCAUGCGUGGGUACUCAAAUAGUCGGGCCCCAUGAUUUCAUCCGAGGCUGUAUAUCCUAUUUUGUUUCUUUGUAUCUAUGUUUUGUUUGUCCAACUUUGUGUACUUAGCUUACAUUAAUUCUCUUGUGGCAUAAGAUCAUAAGAUUAUAUGUGCGUGCCCAACAUCUCAAAAGUAAAUUUAAAUGGUUCCGAAGAAUAGUGCAUUCUAUGAGGAUUAAUAUGCAAAAGAUAUUCAUUCAAUUUAGAAGUACAGGUAAAAAUUUAUAAAGGUUUGAACAUGUAGGGGUUUACUAUAAAAGUUACAAAUAUUUAAUUGGCUGAAAAUUAUUAAAUAAAAUAAGGGAUAUGUGGUGGCUUUUAAUUGGCUGGUUCUGGUUCAAGGCAGGAACAUAAUGGAGUUGUUGGACUUAAAGGGAUGGCAUGUCCUGAUUGGAUGGUAACGCUUUACGAUCAUAAAUGACGUGAUGUUGUGUGAUUGGUUGAUACCAUUUCUAGUGGUUUCUAAUCCUUUGUUGUUGGUUUAGAUCGUACAAUACACGGGCUAGGGUUUCGGUGCUCA
Molecule: messenger RNA, 1347 nt
Organism: Aegilops tauschii subsp. strangulata
Lineage: Eukaryota; Viridiplantae; Streptophyta; Magnoliopsida; Poales; Poaceae
Product: expansin-A8
Biological process (GO): plant-type cell wall organization
Cellular component (GO): extracellular region
Source: RefSeq, a predicted model, not a curated record